Messenger RNA from Andrographis paniculata, 1762 nucleotides. Its product is annotated as vetispiradiene synthase 1-like. The record is from RefSeq and is a predicted model, not a curated record. Gene Ontology annotation, molecular function: magnesium ion binding; terpene synthase activity. Bases 114 to 1577 code for a protein of 487 amino acids. Gene Ontology annotation, biological process: diterpenoid biosynthetic process. NCBI's taxonomy places the organism in Eukaryota, Viridiplantae, Streptophyta, Magnoliopsida, Lamiales, Acanthaceae. The transcript is spliced from 7 exons.
UCUCCGACCAUGUGGGAUGCCCUAAUGUUUUCUCCAGAUUUUCAGGCAAUAUAUAUAUAUAUAUAUUCAACCAUUUAGACAUAUAUCUACCUAUCGAUCCUGCCUAAUAUGAUAUGAAACUAUGUGCUCUGCAGGUACAAACCUAUGCUGAAGAAGUAGUUUAUACAGUAUUAAAGGAACAAAUCAGGAUCAUGGUGGUGGAUGAACAAAAACAAAUCAACCCCAAGGAUAUGAUGAUACUCAUAGACACACUCCACCGCCUUGGAGUGGCACAUCACUUUCACAAAGAGAUUCAACAACAGAUUGCACGCAUCUUCCAACUUCAACAACAAAAAUUCGAUCAUGAUUAUGAUCUUUACACUACAUCACUGCAUUUUCGUUUGUUCAGGCUACAUGGCUACAAGGCUCCUUGCGGUGUUUUCAAUAAGUUUAAGGAUGAUAACGGAAAAUUUAAGAAAUCCCUUACCGAGGACAUUAGAGGGUUGUUGAGCUUGUACGAAGCAGCCCAACUGAGGUGCCGCCGAGAAGACCUUUCAAAUGAAGCCAAGGUCUUUGCCGCCCAAUAUUUAACACAAGCCAUGCCGAUGGCAGACUCUUGUCUUCACCACAGAGUGGAGCGAUCCCUUUCCCGGAAUAUGCAUUGGAGUCUUUCUAGAUUAGAGGCACGCUAUUACAUCUCCAUCUACGAGAAUGAAGAGUCAAAGAAUGAGCUACUUCUAAAGUUUGCCAAAUUGGAUUACAAUUUGCUGCAAAAUCUGCACAAAGAAAAGAUAAAUGAACUCAUGAGAUGGUGGAAGGGUCUUGGCAUCACUUCAAAACUACCCUUUGUAAGAGACUCUGUUGUGGAAUGCUAUCUUUUGACUGCAGCUCUCAACUUAGAUUACGCUACAUUGGAAGAAGCAAAAAAGUUUAUGGAGAUUCUUCAGCAGCAAAGGUGGGAUAUGGAAGAAGUUGAUCAACUUCCAGAUAUGAUGCAAAUAGCCUAUCAAACUAUUUUUAGUGUAUUAGAGAAGUUGGAACAACAUAUAUCGAAGCAAGGGCGGCCGUAUGCCGUUUCUUAUUUCAGAGGAGCAUACAUGGGACCCACACCAACAUUUCUCAAGUGCAUUGGCAAUGGGAUUUAUGACAGCAGCAGCCAUGGAGUUGUGGCAGCAUACCUUAUGGGCACAGAAUCAGCUUCAGAGAAGGUGUUUAGAUGGCUUAUGAGUGGUCCUGCAAUUGUAGAGGCUUCUGGUCAAUAUGUUCGAUACACCAAUGAUAUCUCCACCUAUAAACAUGAACAUAAGACAGACAAAUUUCCAAAUACAUCGAUUGAUUGCUACAUAAAAGAAUAUCGGGUGUCAAAAGAUGAAGCAAUAGCUAAGCUUCAGGAGCUUGCUGAGGAUGCAUGGAUGGCAAUGAAUGGGGAAUGGCUAUCAACAGGUGAUGUACCGAGAGAAUUUCUGAAGCUGGUAAUGAACUAUGCAAGAGCUGCAUAUCUUUCGUAUGGUGAAGGUUCAGAUGGAUUUACAAGUCCACAAACAGGGCUGAGUAAAGAAAUCGAAGCUCUCUUCAUCCAUCCUAUAACAACUAAUUGAUUCUUACAUAUAGUGCACCAUCAUCUAGAGGGCAAGUAAAUUUACAUUUCUUAUACAAAUUGAUCUCUACACAAAGCUUCUAUACAUAAGAGAUGAACUGUGGAAAUCCAUACUACGGCUACGGCACUAAAAUUUGAACCUCAAUGGGAUUCCAGCAAAAAUAAAGCAAGUAAAUAGGAACCUCA